CAGGAACCAGUGGAAGGGAGCUUGACAAAUCAAGAUGGCGCCCCACGCUGAAGCAGGAAAGAGAUGUCAGUAUAAAUAAAACUCAUUCGGAGAUAAGUUUAAUUUUGAGUGCCGCCUCGUCGAGACGCUAGUUGGAAUUUGAAGGAACAAGACGGAGCAGAUACAGGAGUCUCUAAAUGGCUGAAAGGAAGUCUGGAUCAGACGCAUACAACAAUGGACCCAUCAGCUACCUUGAAGAUGUUCCCUUCAAGAUCAACGACAAGUUCCGCUGCCCGGCCAAAGUAGGACUGCCUGUUGGUUUCUGUCUACCAGACUGCGGCUCAUUACUGGUGGACACACAGUAUGACUUUACUCUGGAGAGGCGUAGUGUGCGCUGGGGGGUUGAAUUGGCUGAGGCCAGACGAGCAGAGGCCAGAGCAGAAGAGGCAGCAGCCAAGCAGGAGGCAGAGAGCAGGGACCGCUUGGCGCAGGCCAAGGACAUUGAUGGUAGUGAAGGCAGGAAAACCAAGCCUGCUGCAGAGGACCAAGACCUUCUACCACCAGCAUUGAACCCCGUCCUGGCGGGGCUGAGCCAUAAUGACAUCCUCACUCCACUGCCUGCCGCAAGCCUUGGCCCAAGGAAAAUCCCGCCAAGCACUACCCAGCAGCACUGUCUCAACCUAGCUGACUUUGAGCGUGAGGAGGACCCCUUUGACAAGCUUGAGCUCAAAACUUUGGACGAUAAGGAGGAGCUCAGGAGCAUCCUCCAGAGCCAGCCCCAGCCUCAACCUCAACCGCCUCCCUCUGUAUCCCAACCAGAGGUUUCCCAGAGGGGGCCUGAGUCGCGUGGAAACAGCCCGUCCCCUCCUAGCACCAACACCAGCCUCACAGCCAAACCUGGCUUUGCACAUAAACCCAAUGGGUUGGUUGCCUUGCUGGACAUGGACAGAGUUGGGCAUCCUGGGAGAACAGGGUUUGACACGGAUGAUCGACCCUGCAAUAUCCGCUCUCUCACUUUUCCAAAGCUCACUGACUCUGGUGACCCAGAGCCAGUGAGGUAUAGCCCACUCCCUGCACCCAUCCCCACUUCCCGACAGAACCUUCCAAACGGCAGCCCGCCGACCAUACCCAAAACCCAAGUUAUUGUUGCCCCUGAGCCUCAAGGCCAUGUCAAGAGUGGCGCACCAAAACCGGCUUACCCAGGAUCAGGGUCAGCUUGUCUGCCGUGUGGUGGGGCCCUUCUCAGCAUGACCCCCAGCGAGCGCCAAUGUGUGGAAACCCUUGUGGGCAUGGGCUACUCGUAUGAGGGUGUACUACGGGCCAUGCAGAGACAAGGGCAGAACGUGGAGCAGGUGCUGGACUAUCUGUUUGUCCAUGGACGUCUGUGUGAGCGGGGCUUCGAUGCAAGUGCAGUGGAGGAGUGUUUAGAGAUGUACCAGUGUUCUGAGGAAAAGGCCCUUCAGUUUCUUGAGCUCAUGUCAAGAUUUGGUGAAAUGGGGUUUGAACGAGAUGCCAUCAAAGAAGUUCUGCUGGUCCACAACAACGAUCAGGACAAGGCUUUAGAGGACCUGAUGGCCCGAGCUGCGGCUAGCUGAGCUAAGCUAACCAGCCAACUGAAGCCCAGCCCAUGGCUUGCCUCCCGCUACUGGCCAACACAGCCCCUUUCCUUCUGCCUACCCUAUCACACCAUGCUCUGCCCUUGCCUCGGUUGUGGAUGGGACAGCUGGGAGACAGUUGUAUUUCUCUCUGUGCUAAAAUGUAUUGUGUCUCAGCACUUCUUACAGACUCUGUGCCUAGAGUGGAGGGGGUCAAAGGGUAACAAUUAUUCAUGGUGGUGUUGUUUUUCUACGAAAUCCUCGAAUGUGGUUCCAGGAUUUGGUACUUCUAGGGUAUUUAAAAUGGAAAGAACAUAUUGGCUGUAAAGGAGAAACUGGAAGAAUUGGGCUGUGGCAUUUAAUGCUGUUCUGGUUUACUUCCAAAUGGAAGUGUUUAAGUGACUGCAGGACUGAAUGGGACGCUGAUAGCAGCCUCUGAGUACGUCAAAGAGACCAGUUUGAACUCUUCCACUGCUCACUGCAGACCUAGUAAAUGGUGGAGGGAAUCGGGUCUUGAAGAGGCUCUCUUCCGAUUAAACCAACCAACAUUUAAAGUAAAAAAAGACAUAUAUAAAAACAAAAAAAAGGUUUGAGAAAAGGUUUAAAAAAAAAAAAGGUCAGGUUGCCAGAAAGGUAACUGAGUCUCAAGAAGUGCCCUCUCUGCUCUGGUGCCCUGCAGCGUGUUCUUCUGUUCUACUUUAUUCUUUCAUUUGUUCAUAUCUAUUUUUGUCUUCAUCUGGGCACUUUUGUCAUCUGAUAUUGAAGACACCAUUUAUUUGCUUUCUGUUUUAGGAACUGCACAAUUAGAUCCUCAGUCAUUAUUACUCCAAACAUAACAUAUACUACUGCCCCAGCAGGCUCUUUGACCUGCACUGGAAUGGCCUCUUAAAGGAGCGGGGAGAAAUGAAAACGUUUCUCCAUAGGAAAUUACACAAAAUAUCCCCUAACCCAUUGGCACUGAUGUGACACACACUGCACAGACACGCGUUUCUUCAUUUUCAAGUUAUUUAAAAUAGUACACUGACACUUUCAUUUAAAAAUAAAGAGUUUGAUUUGUUAAUGUGAGAUAUGUUAACUUACAAAUGUGGCACUUUCUCGUCAUGGACUUUCUUUUUGCAGACUGGAAAAGAGUGAGUGGUUGAAAAAGAAACAAAAUGUAAGUGAGGGUUGUGUUUGCAGCCACGUCACAGUGCAAUAGAGACAUUUCAUAUUGUGUGAUUGUCAGGUGGCACUUUGAGCCUCAAAAUAUUGUUGGGAGUUAUGGAAUGGUCAUCGAGCCUUGCUGGCAAUUUGGAUAUAACUUUAAAAAAAAGAAGAUUUGAUUUCA
Molecule: messenger RNA, 2901 nt
Organism: Labrus bergylta (ballan wrasse)
Lineage: Eukaryota; Metazoa; Chordata; Actinopteri; Labriformes; Labridae
Gene: ubap1
Product: ubiquitin associated protein 1
Biological process (GO): ubiquitin-dependent protein catabolic process via the multivesicular body sorting pathway
Cellular component (GO): ESCRT I complex
Molecular function (GO): ubiquitin binding
Source: RefSeq, a predicted model, not a curated record